Lytechinus variegatus (green sea urchin) is the source of this 2840-nucleotide messenger RNA. RefSeq names its product cell division cycle protein 23 homolog (gene cdc23). Gene Ontology annotation, cellular component: anaphase-promoting complex. Gene Ontology annotation, molecular function: protein binding. Lineage: Eukaryota; Metazoa; Echinodermata; Echinoidea; Temnopleuroida; Toxopneustidae. The record is from RefSeq and is a predicted model, not a curated record. Gene Ontology annotation, biological process: cell division. The transcript has 14 exons. The coding region runs from base 38 to 1843 and encodes 601 amino acids.
AAAAACCAGAGAACAACUGAAACCUUUUUCUUCAACAAUGGCGGCGAUUUCAACUGAGCCCGAUCUCAAUGAGACAAGUUGCAAGAAAGAUUUCAACUUGCCGUUAAUCAAACGUGAUCUGUUGUAUGCCACAAAACAAUGCCAAGAAAUGGGGCUGUUACAAAGUGCUAAAUGGUGCGCUGAGCUAUCCUACUCUCUUCAAAAUAUAAAACCAGCUCCUCCAGUACAGAUUGAAGAAGAUCCACAGGAUUUCCUGGAAGAGUUUGACAAGUACACCCUUGCCAAGACAUUCUUUGACCUGAGAGAAUAUGAGAGAGCAGCUUUCUUUGUGGAUGGUUGUCAAAGCAACAAGGCUUUCUUCCUUCACAUGUAUGCCAACUACUUGGCUGGAGAGAAAAAGAAGUAUGAUGACCUGACUGACCUCAUUGGACCUAUCCAGUUCAAAACCAUUCAGAAUGGUUCGUUAAAAGCCUUACGACGUGAUUUGGAGAAGAGGUACAAUGAAGGCCGAUGCGAUGGAUUUGCUCUCUACCUGUAUGGAGUUGUUUUGAAGAAGCUUGAACUGCUUAAACCAGCCAAGACAGUACUAGUGGAAGCUCUUCAUAAAGCCCCUCUUCAUUGGGGUGCAUGGAUAGAAUUAUCUGGACUAGUAACAGAUUGGGAGAAGCUGACUAGUCUGAAUCUUCCAGACCAUUGGAUGAAAGAGUUCUUCUUGGCAUACACAUGUGUUGAGCUUCAGUUGAAUGAAGAAGCAUUGAAGAGAUACACAGCUCUGAGCGAAGCAGGGUUCCAGAAGAGCACAUUCAUCAUAUCACAGAUCGCGAACGGGCAUCACAUUAUCAGAACCCUUGAUGUUGCAGUGGAGCUGUUCAGUCAACUCCAAAAGGUUGAUCCAUACAGGUUAGAAAACAUGGACACUUACUCCAACCUUCUCUAUGUAAAGGAAAUGAAAGCUGAAUUAAGCCACCUAGCUCAUCAGGUGUGUGAGGUAGAUAAAUACAGAGUAGAGACAUGCUGUGUCAUCGGUAAUUACUACUCCUUACGUGGUCAACAUGAGAAGGCUGUGCUGUACUUCCAGCGAUGCUUGAAACUGAAUCCCCACUAUCUCUCAGCCUGGACUCUAAUGGGUCACGAGUACAUGCAGAUGAAGAAUACCCCUGCUGCUACAGAAGCCUACAGGCAAGCCAUAGAGGUAAAUAAGCGUGAUUUCAGAGCUUGGUAUGGUCUAGGUCAGACGUAUGAUAUUUUGAGGAUGCCCUUCUAUUCGCUCUAUUACUACAGGCAAGCUCAGCAAGUCAGACCCAAUGAUUCAAGGAUGCUGGUUGCCCUUGGUGAAAGCUACGAACGUUUGGACAAGAUUGCCGAAGCUAAGAAGUGCUACUGGAGGGCUUAUUCCGUAGGGGAUGUGGAAGGUGUAGCUUUAGUCAAGCUAGCAAGAUUACAUGAGAAAUUCAAUGAAGAGGAAAAGGCAGCCUCAUUCUAUUCUAAGUAUGUUGAACAAAUGGAGACGAGAGGGACUGCAGAUACAGAGGAUCACUGUCAAGCCUACCGUUACUUGGCCAGGUAUCAUCUCAAACAGAAUAACUUUGACGAAGCCACCAACUAUGCUCAUAAAUGCUGCGAUCACAGUGAGACAAGAGAAGAAGGCAAGGCCAUCCUGAAAGAGAUCUCAACAAGACGACCUAGCGGUGAGACACCCCAUCCUGCCACCCACCCCUCUGGUCUGGAGACGGAUGGUGGCUCCAUCACACAGGGACAGAAUCAGAUCAGCCGGACGGCAGGGGAUGUAGCGGGUGAUAUCCUCAACAGAGUGACCCCGAUGAACCUCACAUUUACCCCUUGAUCUCAUCAGAUCCCAACAGAAUGUAGCGAACUGUAGUACCAAACAAUGUAUAGAGGAAGCUGCAAAGACUUAACCAAAAUAACACUUUUUUUUUAAAGACAAGUAUGUAUGUCUCACAUCUUACACAAGGCGGAUAAAGGCUCUAUCAUGCAAGAACAGAAUCAGAAUGUCCUCAACAGGGUGACCCCAAAUGAACGUUACAUUUACCCAUUGAAUUCUUGAGAUUACAACAAGAGUGGACCUUGCAUCCCAUCCAUAUAGCAGAUGUUGCAUUGAAGCUGUAAAGCUCUUUACAGGAGUGAUAAGACUUUUUAAAAAAUAUAUGGUUGACCUUUCCAUAGUCAGACUUGCAUUACGAUACCUUGCUAUUUAUUAUCAUUUAGAAUAAAUAUAAGUGGAAUCAAUUUUUUAGCCAUAUGUAGGAUUUAUUUAUGCCUGGCUAAAAUAUUAUACUGAGCUCUUAGUGUUUGUCACAUCUCAUUUGAUACGAAAUGGAGAAUUCAUUUCCUUCAUGAGAGAUUUAAAUAGUCAUAAAGCUAGUCCACAAACCAAAUUUAAGGUUUGUGUAUGACUCCAGGGGACAUCGUGAAGUAUUCAUUUUAAACUUAUAGGCUUGGGGGUCAUUUCCCCCCAAUGAAAAUUAAAUUGGGGGAUGCAUUUGGUGGGUGCUGUCUUUUGUUUUAUCACUCUUCAUCAUUGCCAUGUAGGACUAUCUGUACUGAUUAUUCUUGUAAUAGUAGGUUAUUACACUGCAGUAAACACUAACUUUACUCGCAAUCACAAAAACAUGAGCUUUCAAAACAGGGAAAAAGGCAAAGAUCCAUUUGUAAUCUUAAUAUUCUGUCUCCAGGCCAUUUUUUAAAGCUCCUUGAUGUUCUUAGUAAGACAUCAUUUAAAAAAGGAAAUUGAAAACCUUUGUUAGUUGAAUAUUGUUGAUCUCUUUAAUCAAAAAUCAUGUAUAUUCAUUUCAUACAAUAAAUUUGACUUUGAUUACAAA